This is a messenger RNA of Protopolystoma xenopodis, 330 nucleotides long. The record is from the annotation of a GenBank genome assembly. NCBI's taxonomy places the organism in Eukaryota, Metazoa, Platyhelminthes, Monogenea, Polystomatidea, Polystomatidae.
AUGGUUACUGAUUCGGCUUCCUAUCUGCAGUCGCAAGAGCAUGACUUCCAUGUACAACAAGCCUUGGCCGCCGAUUUGAUAGCAAGAGCUGGUGCUCAGCUGGACCGCAUCGUAGGCCAAUCGGCGGUGUCGGGAAGUUUCUCUAAGCUUGCAUUCACGGACUCAAGCAAUAUCGCUAGCCCUCCUGUAACUACGACGGGAUCAGGAUCUUCUGUCAUCGGGGAGGUGGCCGACCUACCCGAAGUAAUCUGGCAGACGCUAGAGCAGCGUCAGGUCAACUUGAAGGAAGCCACCUUGGAGUUAAGUGAUAAGAUUACAUUAGCCAAGUAA